ACAAUGGGCAUGGAAUGAACGAGUUUGUUCCUCGGAGAACGGCUGCUUAUAUCAGCCAGCAUGAUGUUCAUAUUGGAGAAAUGACUGUGAGGGAAACAUUGGCUUUCUCAGCAAGGUGCCAAGGGGUUGGAUCACGUUAUGACAUGCUAUCUGAGUUGUCUAGAAGAGAGAAAGCAGCAAAUAUCAAGCCUGACCCUAAUCUCGAUGUCUACAUGAAGGCAACUGCAACUGCAGGCCAGGAGUCAAGCAUCGUAACAGAUUAUACAAUGAAGAUUUUGGGGUUGGAUAUAUGUGCUGAUACUAUGGUGGGGGAUGAAAUGUUGCGUGGGAUAUCUGGAGGACAAAGGAAGCGUGUGACUACCGGAGAGAUGUUGGUUGGACCAGCAAAUGCCUUAUUCAUGGAUGAAAUCUCCACAGGGUUGGACAGUUCCACAACAUUCCAGAUUGUGAGCUCUCUCAGGCAAUAUGUUCACAUUCUAAAUGGAACUGCUGUUAUAUCUUUGCUCCAGCCAGCACCCGAAACUUAUGACCUUUUCGAUGACAUUAUCUUAUGCAAGAAUAAUAUAUUUUUAAUUCACAUGAAGCCACUUUAUUGGAACUAG
Molecule: messenger RNA, 602 nt
Organism: Cajanus cajan (pigeon pea)
Lineage: Eukaryota; Viridiplantae; Streptophyta; Magnoliopsida; Fabales; Fabaceae
Source: RefSeq, a predicted model, not a curated record